ACAUUCUCGAUUCAAAAUUUCGCGCAGGUCCCGAUCUCGCUUCUUCAAUGGCGACCGAUUUGACAGCAGAACUCAGCGAAAAUGCUCAUCUACGACCAAAACCGAUCCUACCACUUGAUUCAGGAUUCGCAAUCGCCGGUAAUGUCGGAGUAGAUCGGCACCAAGAUCGCCGUUCCUCCGAUACCGGACCUCCCUCGUCCGCAACUCUUAGCGCUGCGAAGGAAGGCAUGGAUUCCCAACGUGCCGCCGUGGGGAGAAUUCCGGAGUAUCAUGCUUCUGUUUUUGAUAUCUUUAAGAAGAUCCGUCGUGCAGAGCGGUUCGGGAUUCCCGUACGUUUGUCGGAGGCAGAAAAGCGAUACUCUCGAGCCGAGAGUUAUUCAGGAACGAAAGAUUUUGUAUUCUCAUUUCUCCGAAGUGAAAUGCAGAAGGUUCGGAAUUGGCUCAGCAUGUGGAUCAGAUGAAGUGGCCAAAUCAGAGGAGCUGAAGAGAAAGGCAAGAGCAGAGAGGUUUGAGCUCUUAACUUUGUCCAUGGCUACUGACGAGGAGGCAAAGAAAAAAGCUCGGCUUGCCAGAUUUGCCCCAUUUCCGUAGAGUUCCCUUCAUAGAAUGCAAUUAGGACGCUACACCAUAAAAUCUUAUGAUCAGCCAAGCUGUUAUACAUUUAAUCAAUUGGACAAGCCGAGCUAUUAUAAUUCUUCGUAUCCAUAGCCUUUUCAAUUUAAGGAUGCGGCCAUUAUUUUGUAUGAGAAGUAUAAUAUUGGACUCCAUUAGACGGAGGUGAAGUUUCAAAUUUCCAGAACUGCACCCUCUUCAUCAAAUUAGAGGGUUUACCUUCCAUUUAGUUUUAAAUUAUCUAUACUAUCACCAUCAUCGAUAUUUUCAGUUGUUCCCAAUGCUCAAGCAAGCCCUUUGAGUUCGACUCAAAUAAAUGGCAAGGGAGAUGUACCUGUGGGUUCUUAGUAGGUUAGGCAACUUGUUUGGUACGGCUUUCAAUGGUCAAUAGGUGUACAGUCUGUAGUUCAUAAUUUUCUGUAAGAAUCCCUGUUAUAUGGAGGGCAGAGCAGUGGCCUAAAA
Momordica charantia (bitter melon) is the source of this 1074-nucleotide messenger RNA. The record is from RefSeq and is a predicted model, not a curated record. NCBI's taxonomy places the organism in Eukaryota, Viridiplantae, Streptophyta, Magnoliopsida, Cucurbitales, Cucurbitaceae.